CUUGUCCUGCUCUGUGAUACCUCAUGUCCCUGGGCCUGUGUCAGUCAGAUUAAUGGAUCAUUGAAUGGAUCUGACAUGCACAAGCCACUGACCAGUUGACCUCUCGUGACCCGCACCACGUGCACAGAUGAUCCUCUUACCCCCUCCUUUCACUGCACCGGCGCGUGAUCUCCAUGGGAACGUCGUCACGCAGGAGGAAGUGAACGGGACUGUUUGACAGAGCGCUUGCUAAGCAUGGCAGCAAAGGCAGUUCUGCCUAGGAGGGCCGACCCCACUGAGUUGAAAGCCAUUUUUGAAAAGUAUGCCAGUGUAAAGAAGAAUGGUGACCACUUCAUGUCACCACAAGACUUUGUGAGCCGUUUCCUCCAUGCCCACACAGACAUCCGGCUGUCGGAUGAGGCCACAAAGCUGCUGGCUGGAGUGGUGGACCAGAAGAAAGAUGGGUUGAUCUCCUUUCAGGAGUUUGUAGCGUUUGAGUCGGUGCUGUGUGCCCCAGACUCCCUCUUCAUGGUUGCCUUCCUGCUGUUUGAUAAAGCGGGCAAUGGAAUGACCACUUUUGAGGAUGUGAAGCAGGUCUUCAGCCAGACCACCAUCCACCAGCACAUCCCCUUCAACUGGAACUGUGAGUUCAUACGGCUGCACUUUGGCACGCAGAGGGACAAGCAGCUCAACUACGGAGAGUUCACCCAGUUUCUCCUGGAGAUGCAGCUGGAACAUGCGCGACAGGCUUUUAUCCAGCGGGACCAAGCCCACAGCGGCUCCAUCUCAGCCUUGGACUUCAGGGACAUCAUGGUCACCAUUCGGCCGCACAUGCUCACGCCCUUCGUGGAGGAAUGCCUCGUGGCGGUUGCAGGUGGCAGCACAUCUCAUCAGGUCAGCUUCUCCUACUUCAACGGCUUCAACUCCCUGCUCAACAACAUGGAGCUGAUCAGAAAGAUCUACAGCACCCUGGCUGGCCACCGCAGAGAUGUGGAAGUCACUAAAGAGGAGUUCAUUGUGGCAGCUCAGAGGUUUGGCCAGGUGACACCCAUGGAGGUUGACAUCCUCUUUCAGCUGGCUGACCUGUCAGAGCCCCGUGGACGUGUUGGUUUAGUGGACAUUGAGAAGAUCGCUCCGCUGGAGGAAGGCGCCCUGCCCUACAACUUGGCAGAGGUCCAGAGACAGCAGUUGGGCAGUGACGGUUCCCGCCCCAUCCUCACCCAGGUGGCAGAGUCGGUCUACAGGUUCACCCUUGGCUCAGUGGCAGGGGCUGUGGGAGCCACAGCAGUGUACCCCAUUGAUCUGGUGAAGACUCGCAUGCAGAACCAGAGGAGCAGCGGCUCCCUGGUGGGAGAGCUCAUGUACAAGAACAGCUUCGACUGCUUCAAGAAGGUGGUGCGCUACGAGGGCUUCUUUGGACUUUACCGAGGUCUGGUACCACAGCUACUGGGUGUGGCGCCCGAGAAAGCCAUAAAGCUCACAGUGAAUGACUUUGUGCGAGGAAAGACCAGACAGAGAGAUGGCACAGUCCCUCUGGCUGCUGAGAUCCUGGCCGGUGGAUGUGCCGGUGGCUCCCAGGUGAUCUUCACCAACCCCCUGGAGAUAGUGAAGAUUCGUCUGCAGGUGGCAGGAGAGAUCACCACCGGGCCGAGGGUCAGCGCCCUGUCCGUCAUCAGGGACCUUGGCUUUUUCGGACUUUACAAGGGUUCCAAGGCUUGUUUUCUGCGGGACAUCCCCUUCUCAGCCAUCUACUUCCCCUGCUAUGCUCACACCAAGGCUUACCUCACUGAGGAGGACGGAAGAAUAGGCCCUGCCAAGAUGCUGUUUGCUGGAGCUCUGGCAGGCAUGCCAGCGGCCUCUCUGGUGACCCCAGCAGACGUGAUCAAGACCAGGCUACAGGUGGCGGCGCGUGCCGGUCAGACCACCUACAGCGGCCUGGUGGACUGCUUCUGGAAGAUCCUCAGAGAAGAGGGGCCCCGUGCUUUCUGGAAAGGAGCUGGAGCUCGAGUGUUUCGCUCCUCGCCUCAGUUUGGAGUGACUCUGGUGACCUAUGAACUCCUGCAGCGCUGGUUCUACAUCGACUUUGGAGGACAAAAGCCGGCUGGCUCGGAGCCCACCCCCAAGUCUCGGAUCAGCCUGCCGGCGCCCAACCCCGACCACAUCGGAGGCUUCAGGUUGGCUGUGGCCACGUUCGCUGGCAUCGAGAGCAAGUUUGGACUCCAUCUCCCACGCUACACGGUGGUGACGGCCGCGGCGGCGGCAGCAGCCCCCGCAAACACCCCCUGAAUUGCUUACUUUUUCAGGGUGGCGGCGGGGGGGUAAGUGAAAGAGAGGGCUGUAACGUUCUUCGUACUCAAGUAAUUGUUUGUAGGAUUUUAAGUUAUUGAUUUAAAAUUAUUUAUUAUUUUUUCUGUGACAGAUGUUGAAUAUACCUUAACAGCUUUGGAAGAUAGUAUCAGUAACUACACACAGUUGCAGCUUUUUUCCAGUGUCUUCCUUUUGUUGCUUUAUAAUCAAAAGCACAUUCCUCAUGUGAUCAAUAUAGCUGGCAAAAGGAGGAUCGAUCGGUCAUAAAUGUGACACUUCUGUAUAUAUGAGAUAAUCCAGAGACAUAUUUUCAUAUCUACACAGCUGUUUUGAUCCUGAGUUGCUCAUUUGAUCAAAUGUAUUUACAAGAAUACGAGCAAAAAACAAAAAGUACUUGAAUGUAAAGACGACGUGUAACAUUCGAACUGUAAACAUUGUUUACUGUUGUUAAGAUGUUUAGUUUCGGGUCUAAAUGCAAUGCAGAUGUGUAAAUAUCUGAAAGAGAGAGCUGGCAGCAACUGCAGAUCUGUAGUGUGUCACGACUGAGUAUUUAAAAAUCUGUACAGUGCAGAGAAUGUAGUGUUACAUAUGGUGUGUAAUAAUCGUGCCUUACUGUACGUAUGGCAGCAACAUGUGUACUGAGAGUAAAGAGAAACUUAUAUUAGUAAA
Molecule: messenger RNA, 2955 nt
Organism: Toxotes jaculatrix (banded archerfish)
Lineage: Eukaryota; Metazoa; Chordata; Actinopteri; Toxotidae
Product: calcium-binding mitochondrial carrier protein Aralar2
Exons: 19
Coding region: 235-2265 (676 amino acids)
Biological process (GO): malate-aspartate shuttle; L-glutamate transmembrane transport; aspartate transmembrane transport
Molecular function (GO): calcium ion binding; L-glutamate transmembrane transporter activity; L-aspartate transmembrane transporter activity
Source: RefSeq, a predicted model, not a curated record